AUCCGGCCAACACAACGGUGAAAGAUCGCCAGUGAAAGACGUUCCUCUUUGCGACGUCCACGUUUCGGCUUCGUAUACCCUCUUAGUCGCCGCGAAAUUCAACGAGCGAGCAUGUUGCUCUAUCUGACGACGCUACUAUUGGUAGCUACCACAGUGUACUCGAAACCAGCUCCGGAACCACCGAGUUCGUACUUCCCCCCACCAAGCGGAGGCGGCCCAAGCGGACCCGGUAGUUAUGGGCCACCUUCGCUUCCGGAUCGCUACGGACCUCCUCAGCAGCCACCCGUCGUUCACAAGCACGUUUACGUCCACGUGCCGCCACCAGAAGCUCCAGAAUACAAACCACCGAAAUACAUACCGGCCGCGUCACCACCACAGAAACACUACAAGAUCGUGUUCAUAAAGGCACCGACGCCACCAACGCCAACGGCUCCGGCUCUGCCGCCGCUCCCACCUCAAGACGAAGAGAAGACCUUGAUCUACGUGCUGGUGAAGAAACCAGAAGAAGCGCCGGAAGUUGUGCUGCCCACGCAAGCGCCUACGCAACCUAGCAAACCCGAAGUAUACUUCAUCAGAUACAAGACACAGAAGGAACAACAGAGCGCAGAAUACGGACCUCCCCAACAAUCGCCACCCUCGGACAACUAUGGCGCUCCUCCAUCAAGCUCCGGUGGUCCUUACUAAAUAGCUUUACCUCCCAUAAACUCGUUUCCUGUGAACGAAAUACUCAGAACAGAUGAAUCUCAAACCACAGAGACUUUGUUCUAAACAGUAAGCUCAUCGAUUACGAGAUCUCGUAAACGUUGUGGCAGCAGAUAAUAGAAAUGUUACCGGUAUUAAUCAUUAUAGGUUCCGUAAAUAGAUUUAGAUAUCGAUAUCAUUUAGCCUUGUACAUUCCUAGCAACUUAUUCGCAACACCCUGAGAUACAGACUUGCUACGUUCGCAAAAUUUCUUGAGAAACCGACAGGUAAUCGAAUAUCCGAGGUAUAAACAUAUUCGACCACAAAAUUUUAUAUUCAUUAGGCACCUGUGUUUCUGAAAAUUAAAGUCUCCUGAUAUCUGUUAAUGAGCUUUCUAGACGAUGUUCGCGAUUUCCUGAUCGAUGUAAAUGAUUGUAACCUAUGUAUGUGUAUUUUAAUAAAUAUAUUUGUACUUUUGUAGAAA
Molecule: messenger RNA, 1165 nt
Organism: Megalopta genalis
Lineage: Eukaryota; Metazoa; Arthropoda; Insecta; Hymenoptera; Halictidae
Biological process (GO): chitin-based cuticle development
Cellular component (GO): chitin-based extracellular matrix
Molecular function (GO): structural constituent of chitin-based larval cuticle
Source: RefSeq, a predicted model, not a curated record